This is a messenger RNA of Phasianus colchicus (ring-necked pheasant), 6330 nucleotides long. The record is from RefSeq and is a predicted model, not a curated record. Lineage: Eukaryota; Metazoa; Chordata; Aves; Galliformes; Phasianidae.
UCCAGCCUGGCCUUGAAUGCCUCCAGGGCUGGGGCAUCCACAACCUCCUUGGGCAGAAUCACCUCCCUGUACAUGCUGGUCACGCUUCCCUUGAUACAAUCAGGACAUGGUUGGCCUUCUGGGCUGCAGGAAGUCAUAUCAUAUGAUAUGUCAUGAUAUCAUAGUCAGCUCAUAUGAAGCCUUUCACCAAGUGACACCCCCAAAUCCUUCUCAGGGCUGCUCUGAAGUCAUACUUCCCAAACCUACACCUAUGUUUGGGAUUGCCCCGACCCAGGUGCAGCACCUUACAUUUGGCCUUGUUGAACUUCAUGAGGUUGGCAUGGGCCCACCUGUCAAGCUUGUCCAGGACCCUCUGGAUAGCAUCCCAUCCCUCGAGUAUGUCAACUGCACCACUCAGCUGUGUGUCACUGCAAACGUGCUGAGGAUGCCCUUGAUCCCACUGCCCAUGACCCCUACAAAGAUGUUAAAUAACACUGGUCCCAGCACUGAUCCCUGAGGAACGCUACCAUCACCAGUCUCCACUUUGAUACUGAGCUGCUGACCACAGUGUACACGUACAUGAAAGCACAGCUCAGACUGAAGAGAUAGAGAAACCUGGCUCUCCCCAUGGCACGUGACUCCAUUUCCUCAGCUAAAUACCUCUGGAUAGAGUCUUGAAUAGAACAAGAAGCGAGAAGUUUUACUUGUUCUCCAUGUGGGCAUCUGCUUUCACUUCACUUGGCCGAAGAGACUUCUCAGCCGGCUCCAAGAGGGUGCCCUCAGAUGUCACCCUGACUCCAGGAAUUACUCCAUUAGAGCUUGCCAAUACCUGCAAAUCUCUUGGACCUGAGAUGUCACUGGGUCUUUGCUUCUCAACAACGCUCUGCUACUCUCCGUCUCCAUUAUUUACCAUGAGAGCUUAAACCAGAGCAUUUGUUGCAUGCUUGAGCAGAGGCAGGAUGAGUGCACACACAUGGUGAGUAUGGAAGGAGCUGAGAGCCCUUCCAUCCCAUCGCUACAGACCUAGAAUGAGACAGAUGCCUCGGCUGACUCAGCUGAGUCAUUUCCUUCUGCUUGGGCUCCUGUGACCCCUGCCUGUCACUGCCAGGUGACCUGUCUGUGUUGGGAGAAGGGUAAGGUUAUUCUCACACCUAACUCUGUCUCUGACAGCAGAAAUGACAUUGCUGGGAAGGAGAGUCUCAGCACAGCAGAGGGAGGAACAUCAGGGACUCCUUCAGUGUUUUUCCAUGCAUCUUCCUGAGGAGCCACAGACUUCUGCAGGGAGCACAGAAGGACAGAGAAAGGGAGCCCUUGGGAUGUACCUCUGCUGCUGAGCUGGGCUGGGCUCCUGGGAUGCAGGCAGCUCAUACAGCUGCUGGUACACGAGCAGCUCCUCUCCACAGUGCAGCAGGGCUGGGGAAACGCCUGCAGCCGACAGAGAGGAGAAAGAAGGGAGAGAUGCAUGAUGUGAUGCAUAGAGAAGGAGAAGCUGAGAGUUCACUUGGAGGAGCAAUGCUCACAGACCUUAGCACAGUUCCAGUGCCCACAGGCAGCAGAUGCCCAACAGCAGCUCCAUCAGCGAGUUCCUCCUGCUGGCGUUGGCAGACACGCGGCAGCUGCAGCUCCUGCACUUCUGGCUCUUGCUGGGCAUCUACCUGGCUGCCCUCCUGGGCAACGGCCUCAUCAGCACAGCUGUAGCCUGCCACCACCACCUGCACAGCCCCAUGUACCUCUUCCUCCUCAACCUUGCCCUCCUCGACCUGGGCUGCAUCUCCACCACUCUGCCCAAAGCCAUGGCCAAUGCCCUCUGGGGCACCAGGGACAUCUCCUAUGCUGCAUGUGCUGCACAGUGCUUUCUGUUUGUCUUUCUCAUCUCAGCAGAAUAUUCCAUCCUCACCAUCAUGUCCUAUGACCGCUACGUUGCCAUCUGCAAGCCCCUGCACUACGGGACCCUGCUGGGCAGCAGAGCUUGUGCCACCAUGGCAGCAGCUGCCUGGGGCACUAUGUUUGUAUAUGCUGUGCUGCACACUGCCAACACAUUUUCACUGCCACUCUGCCGAGGCAGUGCUGUGGAUCAGUUCUUCUGUGAAAUCCCCCAGAUCCUCAGGCUGUCCUGCUCUCAAUCCUACCUCAGAGAAAUUUGGGUUGUUGUGAUUGGUGUCUCUUUGGCAUUUGGGUGUUUUGUUUUCAUUCUUUUCUCCUACGUGCAGAUUUUCAGGGCUGUGCUGAGGAUGCCCUCUGAGCAGGGACGGCACAAAGCCUUCUCCACGUGCCUCCCUCACCUGGCUGUGGUCUCCCUGUUUGUCACCACUGCUUUUUUUGCCUACCUGAAGCCUCCCUCCAUCUCCUCCCCACCCCUGGACCUGGUGCUGACAGUUCUGUACUCGGUGGUGCCUCCAGCAGUGAACCCCCUCAUCUACAGCGUGAGGAACCAGGAGCUCAGGUGUGCUCUUAGAAAAGUGAUUUCACAGGUGUUUCUUAAUAAAUUCCCCUUCUUUCUCCACAGAUAACCUCCUUCUUAUAACCUGACAGGCCUGAUCUUUUUUUUUGUUUUCAUUACUGAUAUUUUUAUAUUUAGUGUCAUUAGCUUUUCUUAAUUUCUUGGAGGAAUGCCUUCAUCCCACUUCUCGUGUGCUAUGAAACCACUCUGCUAACUCCUUGGAGUCCUCAAGUCCUCAAACACAACGUCAGUGUUGACUCUCUUCACAAAUGCUUUAUUCAAUUGGAUCUCCACAAUGCAGUGCCUCAAGACUUGGCUCUUCUUCCAGAGACACUGCCAAGAACGAGACUGAUUCACUGCACACCAAAAGGCCUGUUGCUCCACAGAUUUGGGACAGAAAUAGGCUCACUGUAAGAUCAGGAUUUGGGCUCACUGUAAGAUCAGGAUUUAGGAGCAAACUCUUGGAUUAAGUGAAUAUUAGUAUUUUAGGAAACUUUCAGACGAGCGGCGUUGAUCUCUUCACAUCCAUCCCCUGCUCUGCCCAGCUGUUGCUGGCCCCUUUCCCUUGCUACCUGCAGCUCGGUGGGAAGGAGAUCCGUCUGCUGCAAAUUCCCUUCCCCAAGGUCCAUUGCUGUAUUGGGUGCUCAGAAAUAUUAGGGAACACUUCCAAGGACUCUAGAGGAAUCCAGAUGUCUUUCUAAAUCCAGAAGGUGAAACUUCUUUGAGGAGUACAGGAAUAUCCCCUGUGCAUGCUUUCCCCCUGCAGAAUCUCCCAGGAGUGCAUAAUCCUUGUUUUCCUGUGGAUACAUGGAUACUGUGUGUGACUCCAUCCUCAGUGAUCUUUCACUCUGUGGAGGCUCCAGCCCUGCGCACAUGCUGUGACUGAGAACACCAGGGCUCUGCUGGCAGCGUGGCAUUCCUCUCCUGGAGGAUGGUCUCUGCCCUGCCACGUGUGGGACAGCCAUGGGGUUGUACCCCAGUGACCAUUCAUCAUCAGGCACCAAGUUAAUACCUGGAGUGUGGGUAUCCCAGAAGAAGCUCACGGUGCAGAGCCAGAAGUCCAUGGUUUCCGGUGCUCUACCAUGCAUGGGAAGUGCCUGCAGAAGGACUGAUGCCUUCUACUUCCCACUUAUUAAAGCGACUUGUUCUCCCCAAAUGGUUGCAAAAAAGAAAGGCUGGGAGCCUCCGUCAUGAUUUGCAUGUAUGGAAACACGACUCAGAGUUUACUGCUGUUCUGCAGUCCAUGCCCAGCACAUACACUUUAAGGGGACACUUUUCCUCCAAGCUGUGUGCUGGAGCCUGGAGAAGGGAAGGCUGAAGGGGAUCUCACUGCAGCCUGACAGAACCGACGAGGAGAUGGCGAGCACAGAGCCAUGUCCUUCCCCAUGGUGCAUGUUGGGAGAUAAAAGAGAAUGUGUGGAAGGUGAAAGAGGAGAAGUUCAGCCUGCACUGAAUAAAACACUCUUAUAAAACACUUUUUUCACCGUGAACUAAGACAAGACCUGGGACCGCUCACACAGCAAUCUCUGCAGCCUCCACUUGUGGAAGGACGCAAAGUCAGCAGGAUCAAGCCUAGAACAACUCAAUCUCACCCCGUUUCUGACAGGAUGGACUGCAGACCUCUGAGUUCCUUUCCAGUCUGGGUUAUCUCGUGAUCCUACGACCUCAGAGUCUACUGCUGAUGGGAAGCGAGCAGAUGUUUAGAGGGCGUGAAAGCUUUGUGAUGCCUGUUAGCACCUAAAAGAAGAACUAAAUCCAUGAAGAGCGGUCAGCACCUCACUGUGCCUCAUUCUGUGCAAAGGAUGAAGGAUGUUGCGGAUAAUCUGGGCAGGGAAAGCUUGGGGCGUAUCAGGCAGUAUGCCUUUUUUUUUAAUUGUUUUUGUAAACUUUAGAUACGAAGGACAUUAAUGAAUGUAAAUAUAAUUGUAACAAAUUAUUGAAGGCAAAGACUUAAAGAAAAUGCAUCAUCACACUUUUCAGCUCACAGAAUGCUUCAGAGCCUUUUUAAUGUGGGUUUGUUUGGUUCAGAAUACAAGUCUUUGGGAUAAUCUCAUGUCUUUAUUUUGUUGUUGUUUGGAGGACACAAAUGCCUUCAGGGCUUUGAUUACUGCUCUGGCCCUGCUGUGUAUUUGAUCUCCCUCACCCUCCAGGCGUUUCUGGCUUUCCUGAAUAAAUGAUGGUGCCUAAGGGCAUCUUUUCAGCAGAUGAGGUGGAUAUGUCCUCUUCCCCCCACUCUCCAGAUUUCCCAUCCAUUCCUCUUUGUAUAUUCACAUACUUCCCAAAUACCUGGCUGUUCUAUCAGCUUCGUGAAGUCAGAAGCUUGUCCCAUCUCUCAAAAGUCUAACAAACCCUCCAGUCAACUGCUUAACUGUGUUUUUAUCUAUCCAUUCCCAUUCUCUGUCUAGCACAUUUUUUGUACAAAUAUUCCCUUUGGAUGGUAGACCUCCUUAGAUGCAGCUUGGACAUGGAAUCCAGUUGAGGAGAGUGUUUCACUGUUAAUUCAGUUGCAUCAUGUUUCCUUCUGUUUGUAGGCAAUGUGGAGAAAUCUUUCUUUGCUCAUUGUGCAGCUGGUUCUCUGAGAAAUCAGGUGGAAGCAGAAACAAAGGAGAAUAAUACUGAGCUGCAGGAGAAGAGCAGUGUGAGGACUCAUUAGGGGACCCACUGGAUCAAUACUGAUUAAUAAGUUCUGCUUUACCUCCUUGUUUAAGCCGGAGAAAACGUAAAUAAAUAAAUAGAUGUUUUAAAUGCCUAUUGGAGCCUUGCUCUUUAAGCCCACUCCUGGUAGCUCUCCAGUAGCUGUACAGGUUCUGAAGAGCUGAGGAAGAGAACAGGAAGGGACAAAGCACAUGAGGGCUCUCCAGGUUGUAAUGGGUCCUAUGGGGCAUUCGGUGCUGAGCCCAUCAGCCUCCAGGGCUGAGAGAAGAAGGCACAAAGUGCUCAAGAAAACAUCAGAAGGAAGUUUUUGUAGAAUUAAUGGGUCCCACUGAGAGCACAGCCAGCACAGCCAGGGAACUCAUUAGAGCAGACAAUUGGAAGCCGUGAUUACAGAGAGACAAAGGCACUGUGCUGGUGGCUCUGAUGCUGAGAAAAGCUCUCCUUUGUUUCAUGAAGCACAAAGGCUCUGAUCCCCAGGCCGCUGGAAGGAGAUCCUGUCCUUCAUGCUGGCUCAGCACUGCUCCUGGGGCAGUGUCAGCCUGUGCAUGGGCUGCAAGGAGGCCACGAGGCCCAUGAGGACAACGUGUCCCCUCCCAGGCCUCUGUACCACAGACAACAUCACAGCCAACAAAAUGCUCUUGUAGCCCAGAAGGCCAACAGUAUCCUGGGAUGCGUCUAAAGAGGGGUGGCAGCAGGGAGAGGGAGAGGACUGGCCUCCUCCACACAACAGUGUGAGACCCCAAGCUGGGGACUCCCAACAUGGCAAGGAUGCAGAGCUGUUGGAGCAGGUCCAGGGAAGGGCAAAAAAGGGGAUUAAAGGGCUGGAGAACCCUUUGAAGAAAGGCUGAAGGAGUUGGGCUUGUUCAGCCUGGAAAAGAUGAGGCUGUGGGGAGACCUCAGUGCAGCCCUGCCAGACCUGAAGGGGUUUACAUGGUCUGACUGUGACAGGACAAAGGGAAAUGGCUUUAAACUUAAAGAGAGGAGAUUCAGGUAAGAUGUUAGGAAGAAAGCUUUUUCUCACAGGGUGGGGAGGCUGUGGAACAGGUUGCCUUGACAAACUCCCCUCAGAUGUUUUUUCACAUGAUGUCAAAAGGUAUGAAAUAUCUCUUUGGCCAGUUUAGGUCAGCUGCCUUGGUUCUACUCCCUGCCACCUCCUUGUGCCCCUCUGAGACCCUUUGCUGGCAGGACAGUGUGAGAAGCAGAGCAAACUGAAACGUCUUUUCCUCUGUACAGAACUGCUCAGAAAAAAAAAAAAA